GCUGGAGCAGCGAUCCCGUCCGAGCUGUACCGGGGCAAUGAGCGCUCCGUGCCGGCCCCCUGCCAUGGAAGGCCUGUGACUCACCUGUUCAUCCUGGGAAGGACAAUGGGUGCAGCAUCCCUCAGCACCAGCAAUGACUGAUCUCACAGCGCCCACCUCCCCGACCCGGCCGGCAGCAUGGAGCAGCCCGCGGCGGAGAGCCGCGGCCCCCUGGACAGCCUGAGGGUCCCCUUUCCCCGAGCGCCGUCCCCGAGAGCAGCACGGCGGCGGGUCCCGGCGCCGAGCCCACCGGCAAGGAGUGGGUGGCGAGAUCCCGCUGGACAUGCGGUUAGGUGGUGGACAGCUGGUGUCUGAGGAGCUCAUGAACUUGGGUGAGAGUUUCACGCAAACGAACGACCCGUCUCUGAAGCUCUUCCAGUGCGCUGUGUGUAACAAGUUCACUACAGAUAAUUUGGACAUGUUGGGCCUCCACAUGAAUGUGGAGCGAAGCCUCCCCGAGGACGAAUGGAAGGCGGUGAUGGGGGACUCGUACCAGUGCAAGCUCUGCCGCUACAACACACAGCUCAAGGCCAACUUCCAGCUCCACUGUAAGACAGACAAGCACGUGCAGAAAUACCAGCUGGUGGCACACAUCAAGGAGGGGGGCAAAGCCAACGAGUGGAGGCUCAAGUGUGUGGCCAUUGGGAACCCGGUCCAUCUGAAAUGCAACGCGUGCGACUACUACACCAACAGUCUGGAGAAGCUGCGUCUUCACACCGUGAACUCGAGGCAUGAGGCCAGCCUGAAGCUCUAUAAGCACCUGCAGCACCACGAGAGCGGGGUCGAAGGUGAAAGCUGCUACUACCACUGUGUCCUCUGUAAUUACUCCACCAAGGCCAAACUGAACCUCAUCCAGCACGUGCGCUCCAUGAAACACCAGCGGAGCGAAAGCCUCCGGAAGCUGCAGCGCCUACAGAAAGGUCUUCCUGAAGAAGAGGAGGAUCUGGGGCAGAUCUUCACCAUCCGGAAGUGUCCAGCUGCCGAGGCCGAAGAACCCAGUGAAGAUGUGGAAGGACCCAAUGAAACAACCGGUGAUGCUGAGGAGCCUGCCAAGGAGCAAGAGAGUGGAGGGGACAAGGACCAGAGUAAAUGGACAGCACCAGCCAGCCAGGCAGAGAAGGAGCUGACGGAGCCUCCAGCGUCCUCUAAGCGGAUAUCGUUUCCCAGCAGCUCUGAGUCACCUCUCUCCUUUAAAUGGUCGAAAACUUCAGAGGAGACCAAAUCAGAGCAGAUGUACCAGUGUCCGUAUUGCAAGUAUAGCAACACAGACGUGAACCGGCUGCGGGUGCAUGCCAUGACCCAGCACUCUGUGCAGCCCAUGCUCCGCUGCCCACUCUGCCAGGACAUGCUGAAUAACAAGAUCCACCUCCAGCUGCACCUCACCCACCUGCACAGCGUGUCACCUGACUGUGUCGAGAAACUCAUCAUGACGGUGACAACCCCUGAGGUGAUGAUGCCCAGCAGCAUGUUCCUCCCAGCAGCUGCUCCAGAGAAGGAUGGUAACUCAGGCACUGAGGAGCUGGGGAAGCAGCCUGAGAUCUCUGAGGACACAGGGAAGAACCUUUUGCCAUCAGACAGUGCAGAGCACAGCGGGGACCCCAAGCCUGCUCCAGCUGAUCCGAGCGCUGCCCGGGAGGACUCUGGCUUCCUGUGCUGGAAGAAGGGCUGCAGCCAGGUGUUCAAGAGCUCAGCAGCCCUCCAGACACACUUCAACGACGUCCACGCCAAGCGGCCUCAGCUGCCGGUCUCUGACCGCCACGUCUACAAGUACCGCUGCAACCAGUGCAGCCUGGCCUUCAAAACCAUUGAGAAGCUGCAGCUCCACUCCCAGUACCACGUCAUCCGGGCAGCCACCAUGUGCUGUCUCUGUCAGCGCAGCUUCCGAACCUUCCAGGCCCUGAAGAAGCACCUGGAAACCAGCCACCUAGAGCUGAGCGAGGCCGACAUUCAGCAGCUGUAUGGUGGUCUCUUGGUCAACGGAGACCUCCUUGCUAUGGGUGACCCUUCACUUGCAGAGGACCACACAAUAAUAGUUGAGGAAGAUAAGGAGGAGGAGAGCGACCUGGAAGAUAAGCAGAGCCCAACAGGUAGCGAUUCUGGUUCCGUGCAGGAGGACUCUGGCUCAGAACCAAAAAGGGCCUUACCCUUCAGGAAGGGCCCUAACUUCACUAUGGAGAAAUUCCUAGAUCCGUCUCGCCCAUACAAGUGCACAGUCUGCAAGGAAUCCUUCACACAGAAGAACAUUCUCCUGGUCCAUUACAAUUCCGUUUCUCAUCUGCAUAAACUGAAACGAGCCCUCCAAGAGUCUGCUACUGGGCAACCUGAGCCAACCAGCAGCCCAGACAACAAACCUUUCAAGUGUAACACCUGCAAUGUGGCCUACAGCCAGAGCUCAACCCUGGAGAUCCACAUGAGAUCUGUCCUGCACCAGACCAAGGCUCGUGCGGCCAAGCUGGAGGCAGCAGGCAGCAGCAGCAAUGGGGCUGGCAACGGCAGCAGCAGCGGCCUCUCCUUGGGUUCGUCCACACCGAGCCCCGUGAGUGCCAGCAACAGCAAUGCUUUUGCAACCACCAGCACGAACACUUCAGGCACCACUCCCAUUCCCAGCCUGCUCAACCAGGUGUCCAGCGACAGCGUGGGAAUUCCUCCGUUGGGUAACCCUGUAAGCACUAACAUCUCCUCCCCUUCGGAACCCAAAGAGGUGAACCGCAAAAAACUGGCAGACAUGAUUGCAUCCAGGCAGCAACAGCAGCAGCAGCAGCAGCAGCAACAGCAGCAACAAGCCCAAACCUUGGCACAGGCACAGGCACAGGUCCAGGCCCACCUGCAGCAGGAGCUGCAGCAACAAGCUGCUCUCCUGCAGUCCCAGCUCUUCAACCCAGCACUUUUACCGCACUUUCCGAUGACCACCGAGACCCUUCUGCAGCUGCAGCAGCAGCAGCAUCUUCUGUUCCCAUUCUACAUCCCCAGUGCCGAGUUCCAGCUCAAUCCAGAAGUUAGCUUGCCUGUCACCAGCGGUGCACUGACAUUGACUGGGACGGGUCCAACUUUGCUGGAGGACCUGAAGGCACAAGUUCAGCUCCCUCAGCAGAGCCAUCCACAGCUCCUGCAGCAGCAGCAAGGUCAGCUGUCAUUAUCACAACCCCACUCCGUCCUGUUACAGCAGAGCCAGCACCCAGAGAAGAAGAAUAAAUCCAUAGUGAAGGAGAAAGAUAAAGAAACCCCACGGGAAAGGGAAAGCACAGAGAGGGGAGACAAUAAUGUAACAUUGAAGGAGUCUCUGCCUGAUAACUUAAAGCUCAAAGAGAAGAAGGACUUUGUGCCAGGCAGCAGUUCAGAGCCCUCCAUCCUGCCCCCACGGAUCGCCUCUGAUGCAAGGGGCAACGCCACCAAAGCCUUGCUGGAAAACUUUGGCUUUGAGCUUGUCAUUCAGUACAACGAGAACAAGCAGAAAGUGCAGAAGAAAAACGGGAAAACAGACCAAGGUGAGAACUUGGAAAAGCUGGAGUGCGAUACGUGUGGCAAGUUGUUCUCAAACAUCCUCAUCCUGAAGAGCCACCAAGAGCACGUUCACCAACAUUACUUUCCCUUUAAGCAGUUGGAGAAAUUUGCCAAACAGUACAGAGAACACUACGACAAACUGUACCCACUGCGGCCUCAGACCCCCGAGCCACCACCCCCGCCUCCACCACCACCCCCUCCGCUCCCUCCAGCUCCUCCUCAGCCAGCUGCUGCUCCUGCCAUCCCUACUUCUGCCCCACCAAUUACUUCUCCCACGAUUGCACCAGCCCAGCCAUCUGUGCCACUCACCCAGCUCUCCAUGCCCAUGGAGCUCCCCAUCUUCUCACCACUCAUGAUGCAAACCAUGCCCCUGCAGACGUUACCCGCGCAGCUGCCACCCCAGCUGGGCCCUGUAGAUCCCCUGCCCGCCGACUUGGCCCAGUUGUACCAGCAUCAGCUGAACCCCAGCCUUCUCCAGCAGCAGCAGAACAAGAGGCCACGGACACGGAUCACUGAUGACCAGCUCAGAGUCCUUCGGCAGUAUUUUGACAUUAACAAUUCCCCAAGUGAGGAACAGAUCAAAGAGAUGGCAGACAAAUCCGGAUUGCCCCAGAAAGUGAUCAAGCACUGGUUCAGAAACACCCUGUUCAAGGAGCGCCAGCGUAACAAGGACUCCCCAUACAACUUCAGCAACCCUCCCAUUACUAGCCUGGAAGAGCUAAAGAUAGACUCACGGCCUCCUUCUCCAGAGCCUCAAAAGCAGGAGUACUGGGGAAGCAAGCGGUCCUCUCGGACACGCUUUACUGACUACCAGCUCAGAGUCCUGCAGGACUUCUUUGAUGCCAAUGCUUACCCAAAGGACGAUGAAUUUGAGCAGCUUUCUAACUUGCUGAACCUCCCAACGCGUGUUAUAGUGGUGUGGUUCCAGAAUGCCCGUCAGAAAGCUAGGAAAAACUAUGAAAAUCAGGGAGAAGGCAAAGAUGGGGAGCGACGCGAGCUCACAAACGACAGGUACAUUAGAACAAGCAACUUGAACUACCAGUGCAAAAAAUGCAGUCUGGUCUUUCAGCGCAUUUUUGAUCUCAUUAAACACCAGAAAAAGCUUUGUUACAAAGAUGAGGAUGAGGAUGGACAGGAUGAUAGCCAGAACGAAGACUCUAUGGAUGCAAUGGAGCUCUUGACUCCAACCAGUUCCUCCUGCAGCACACCAAUGCCCUCACAAGCUUACAGCACACCUACAUCUUCAGCCAACACAACCUCCUCAGCUUUUCUGCAGCUCACAGCAGAGGCAGACGAUUCCUCCACCUUUAGUUCUAAAGUAGAACCUACAGAUGAGAAACCAAAGCAGUCUGAACCUCCAAGUACACAGCAAAACCAAACCCAAGAGAAGCAAGUGCAACCAAAGCAAGAGUCUCAGCAGCAACAGGACCAAGGAGAACAAAAGACAAGUUCAGCACACCAAAAGAUUUCACAGUUAUCCUCCCCCUCCUCACUGCAGCAGCCACCUCCUCCCCCUCAGCCCCCUCAAUGCUCCUUGUCACAGUCAAGCCCCAGUCCAUCUCAGCUCUCACACCUCUCCCUCAAACCCAUUCACACCUCCACCCCUCAGCAGCUGGCAAACCUACCUCCUCAACUAAUCCCGUACCAGUGUGACCAGUGUAAGCUGGCAUUUCCUUCCUUCGAGCAUUGGCAGGAGCAUCAGCAGCUCCAUUUCCUGAGUGCACAGAACCAGUUUAUCCACCCCCCAUUCCUGGACAGAACGCUGGAUAUGCCGUUCAUGCUUUUUGAUCCCAGUAAUCCACUACUGGCGAGCCAGCUGCUGUCUGGAACGUUACCACAGAUUCCAGCAAGCUCGGCCACCUCACCGUCAACUCCAACAUCCACCAUGAACACGCUGAAGAGAAAGCUGGAGGAAAAGGCCAGCGCAAGCCCUGGAGAGAAUGACAGUGGGACUGGGGGAGAAGAACCCCAAAGGGAUAAACGUCUAAGGACAACCAUUACCCCCGAGCAGCUAGAAAUUCUGUACCAGAAAUAUUUGCUCGACUCCAACCCCACACGGAAGAUGCUGGAUCACAUUGCACAUGAAGUGGGCUUGAAGAAGCGGGUGGUGCAGGUUUGGUUCCAGAACACCCGUGCACGGGAGAGGAAAGGGCAGUUCAGAGCUGUGGGGCCGGCCCAAGCCCACAGAAGGUGUCCCUUCUGCCGAGCUCUCUUUAAAGCAAAGACAGCUCUGGAAGCUCAUAUCCGAUCCCGGCACUGGCAUGAAGCCAAGCGAGCUGGGUACAACCUGACACUGUCUGCUAUGCUUCUGGACUGCGAUGGGGGACUUCAGAUGAAGGGAGACAUCUUUGAUGGAGCCAGCUUUUCCCACAUGCCACCAACUAGCAGUGACGGACAGAGUGUUCCCCUCUCCCCGGUGAACAAGAGCAUGGAACUGUCGCCUCGAACUCUGCUGAGUCCAUCCUCCAUUAAGGUGGAAGGGAUUGAAGACUUCGAGAGUCCAUCCAUGUCCUCAGUCAAUCUGAGCUUUGACCAGACAAAGCUGGACAAUGAUGACUGCUCUUCUGUCAACACCGCGAUCACGGACACCACCACAGGAGACGAAGGCAACGCAGACAACGAUAGCGCAACAGGGAUUGCAACAGAAACCAAAUCCACAUCGGGACCCAGUGAAGGUCUGACAAAAGCUGCCAUGAUAGCAAUGUCUGAAUACGAAGAUCGUCUGUCUUCUGGCCUGGUCAGCCCAGCUCCCAGCUUUUACAGCAAAGAGUACGACAAUGAAGGUACCGUGGACUACAGUGAAACCUCCAGCCUUGCAGACCCCUGCUCACCCAGCCCUGGCGCAAGUGGUUCAGCCAGCAAGUCUGGCGAGAGCGGGGACCGGCCCGGACAAAAACGCUUUCGCACUCAGAUGACUAAUCUCCAGCUCAAGGUUCUUAAGUCAUGCUUUAAUGACUACAGGACACCAACCAUGCUGGAGUGUGAGGUCCUGGGCAAUGACAUUGGACUGCCAAAGAGAGUUGUUCAGGUCUGGUUCCAGAAUGCAAGGGCAAAGGAGAAGAAGUCAAAACUCAGCAUGGCCAAGCAUUUUGGUAUAAACCAAACAAGUUACGAGGGACCCAAAACAGAGUGCACUUUGUGUGGCAUCAAGUACAGCGCUCGGCUGUCUGUACGUGACCAUAUCUUCUCUCAACAGCAUAUCUCCAAAGUUAAAGAAACCAUUGGAAGCCAGUUGGAUAAGGAAAAGGAGUAUUUCGACCCAGCUACUGUACGUCAGUUGAUGGCUCAGCAGGAGCUGGACCGGAUCAAAAAAGCCAAUGAGGUUCUUGGUCUGGCAGCUCAACAGCAGGGCAUGUUUGACAACACCCCCCUGCAAGCUCUGAACCUUCCUGCUGCGUACCCAGCGCUCCAGGGCAUCCCUCCAGUCUUACUCCCAGGCCUCAACAGCCCAUCCUUACCCAGCUUCACUCCAUCCAACACAGCUUUAACUUCUCCCAAACCCAACCUGAUGGGCCUGCCCAGCACAAGCGUCCCUUCACCUGGCCUCCCCACCUCUGGAUUACCAAAUAAGCAGCCCCCGGCUGCGCUGAGCUCGCCCACCCCGGCACAAGCCACAGCAGCCGUGGCCCCACAGCAACCUCCGGCGACGACCCCACAGCCACAGCCGCAGCAGCCGCCCCCACCGCAGCGCAAGGAGAAGGAGAGCGAGAAGGCAAAAGAGAAGGAGAAGGCACCCAAGGGGAAGGGGGACCCCCUGCCAGGGCCCAAGAAGGAGAAGGGGGAGGCGCCGGCGGGCGCCCUCGCGGCCCCACUGCCUGCCAUGGAGUACGCGGUGGAACCCACCCAGCUCCAGGCGCUGCAGGCCGCCCUGAAUUCAGACCCCACCACCUUGCUGACGAGCCAGUUCCUUCCCUACUUCGUCCCCGGCUUUUCCCCCUACUACGCCCCGCAGAUCCCUGGCGCCCUGCAGAGCGGGUACCUGCAGCCCAUGUACGGGAUGGAGGGGCUGUUCCCCUACAGCCCCGCGCUGUCGCAGGCGCUGCUGGGGCUGUCGCCCGGCUCGCUGCUGCAGCAGUACCAGCAAUACCAGCAGAGUCUGCAGGAGGCAUUGCAGCAGCAGCAGCGGCAGCAGCAGCAGCAGCAACAGCAGAAAGCGCAGCAGCCCAAAGGAAGCCAAACCCCCGUCCCCACGGGGGCUGCCACCCCGGACAAAGACCCUGCCAAAGAACCCCCCAAGCAAGAGGAGCAGAAGAAUGCACCCCGCGAGGUGUCCCCCCUCCUGCCCAAACCCCAAGAAGAGCCCGAAGCAGAAGGCAAGGGCGCGGACUCCCUCUGCGACCCUUUCAUCGUCCCGAAGGUGCAGUACAAGCUGGUCUGCCGCAAGUGCCAGGCGUGCUUUGGCGACCAGGAGGCGGCCAGCGACCACCUGAAGUCCCUCUGCUUCUUCGGCCAGUCCGUGGCGAACCUGCAUGAGAUGGUGCUUCACGUGCCCACCGGCAGCGGCCAGGGCAGCGGCUCGUACCAGUGCGUGGCGUGCGAGAGCACGGUGUGUGGGGACGAAGCCCUCAGUCAGCAUCUCGAGUCAGCCCCGCACAAACACCGAACAAUCACAAGAGCAGCAAGAAACGCCAAAGAGCACCCCAGUCUAUUACCUCACUCUGCCUGCCCCCCCGACCCCAGCACCGCAUCUACCUCGCAGUCGGCCGCUCACUCAAACGACAGCCCCCCGCCCCCCCGGCCCCCCCCGGCUUCCCCCCACGCCUCCAGAAAGCCCUGGCCCCCGGCAGCCUCCCGCGCCCCGCCGGGGAAGCCGCCACCACCGCCUUUCCCUCCUCUCUCCUCAUCUUCAACGGUUACCUCAAGUUCAUGCAGCACCUCAGGGGUUCAGCCCUCGAUGCCAACAGACGACUAUUCGGAGGAGUCUGACACGGAUCUUAGCCAAAAGUCAGAUGGACCGGCGAGCCCGGCGGAGGGGCCCCGGGACCCCGGCUGCCCUAAGGACAGUGGUCUAGCUAGCGUAGGAAUGGACACCUUCAGAUUGUAAGCUUUGAAGAUGAACAAUGAAAAUGAAUUUAAAUAAAAAAGUUAAUAACAAACCAAUUUCAAAAAUAGACUAACUGCAAUUCCAAAGCUUCUAACCAAAAAAAAAAAAGAAAAAAGAAAAAAAGAAAAAACGUGGGUUGUUUUCCCAUAUAACGAUGCCGGUGGGUUUUACAUUUCUUUUUUCCUUUCCUUUUAAUAAAAUAAAACUUUGAAAAAGAAAAAAAAAAAAUCUGUUACAUUUGUCCUCUCGAAGGUACUGUUGGUCUGGGAGACGAAGGCCCGUGCUGCCUCCUCGCGCCUGCGGAGCUCGCGCCCCUGUACAUUGCCCCUGUCCGAUCCCCCGUCAAUAGCACAGCAGAGCCCGGCAGCGCUGUAUGGGAAAGCAGCCCACCUGGAGACAGUUUUAAAUUUCUUGCUAUCUUAGCAUUCAGAUACCAAUGGCUUGCUAAAAGAAAAAAGAAAUGUAAUGUCUUUUUAUUCUCAGGUCAAUCGCUCACACUUUGUUCUGUUUUCAGAAUCAUUGUUUUAUAUAUAUAUAUAUAUAUAUAUAAAAUUUCUUUCAUUUGUUUUGGGGUUUUUGUUUUGUUUUGUUUUUGUUCCAGAAAAGGAUUUUUUUUUCUUUUUUUUUUUUUUUGUUAAUUUAAAAUGGGCAGAAAGUAUUCAAGAGAAAAACAAUGUGAACUGCUUUAGCUUUUCGGGGAUUUUAAGGGUAGCUUUUCUGCUGAAGCCAAUUCCAAGGGGAAAAGUUAAGCACUCCCACUUUUCAGAAAAAAAAAAACCCACACAGAGAGUGUUGAGGACUCGGAGCUUAAAAAAAAAAAGUUUUAAAACAACUGACUUUCUGUAUUUAUGAUAGAUAUGACCAUUUUUGGUGUUGAGUAGAUUGUUGCAUUGGAAAUGAACUGAAGCAGUAUGGUAGAUUUAAAAGAAAAAACCCUUUUGUGUACAUUUAGCUUUUGUAUGGUCCAGCUGACGGCUUCUCAUUUGAUGUUGUCUUGUUCAUUCCUAGCCAGAUAGAUUGCGAUCCAUCGACUCGCCUGAGCUUUUCUCCCCUUUGUACCUUUAUCCCCAUCCCCAUCCUGUAAUCUUCCACUUAUGGUCGCUACCUUCAUUUCUUAGAGGGUGGUUGCAUAAUUAUUUUAUAAAAACUAAAGAAAGAAGUUCAAAGGGUUUUGGGGGUCAGUAGGAUCCCUUGCAGAAUAUUUUUUGUUGGGGGUUUGAAACUUUUUAAGGCGUAUACAUACGAUUUACCUAUGUCUGUUACCCUUGUGCACUUAUUUUGUUCUUAUUUUCCAUUUCUCUUUUUUUUUUUCUCUUCCCCUCUUCCUUUCCUCAUUUUGUAAAUGCUUCAAAGACUCUGUUCCUGACCUCUGAGCAUCGGUUCUGUUUGUGUAAUUAGGCUGCACUCUGUUCCUUCUUUUGAAAAAAAAAAAAAGGUUUUGUUACAUUUUUUUUCUCUAAAGAAAAUUCAUGCUUUAAAUAAAAAUCCAAAGACAUACCCUUCACCACUGGUGCAGAAUGAGCAAAAAGGAUUCUUUUUACUUGAGAAUUUGUUUCUGAUUUAAACAAACAAGUCUAAGUUUAAAUAAAGAAUAAAAAAAGUACCCAGGUUGUUAUCUGUGCUUCUUCUGCAAGCAGAGAGACAACUCUUAGUGAGCACCCAGCGCACCCCUGGCAGGUUUCUCUUUCCAAGUUCUCUCCAUGGCAGCAGCGGGUGCCGGGCUCAGGGAUGCCCAGAGCCCCCCGGCCUCCUCCGGGCACCCGGGCACACCUCGGCCCAGACUUUGAAAGGAAAACUUUGUGCUGCUAAAAUGUAGAUUUUGGAGAUGUAGAUGCUUUGCUGUUCCCUUCCGUAACCAAAUGCCAACAGAAAAAACCUCCUUCUCCCCCCGUUUCCUCUGCCCUCAAAAGCGCGAAAGCCUUCUCCCACCAUCGUCAUCCUCCUCCUGCUUCAAAAGGGAACUUGGAAGACUGUGAAUGCAGGUUCCUCCCACCGCCUCCAGCCGCUCCUCCCCGGGCCGAAGCCACUCUCUGCCUCCACCAGAGAUUGGAGCAUCCGAGAGACGAGCGCGGGUUUCUAGCGGGACACAUAUUUUUAUGGAAUUUUGGUUUUAGUUCGAUGAAAGACUAGAUCCUGAACAGUUGUACAUAUUUCUAGGGUAAUGCACAUAUUCCUUUUUUAAUUGUUUUUUAAGUAGUCGAUACUAAAGCGCGAACCACCGGAUGUUCCUCCCAGGACCCAGCUGUAGCACAAGGUGUCAAAACCGGAACCACGUACCCACGGAGCAUUUGCUGUUUUAACAAACUGUUUUCUUUAACAGAAGUUCUUGUAUUUCUCCCCGUGUUUGAGAUGAACAUUUUUUAAAUUCUAAAGUUGUACAGUUUUUUGUUUUCCAUUAUUUUAUCUUGUUUGUAAUUCUAUGAAAUAUAUAUAUAUAUAUUUUUUGCCAUUUAACUGUUGUAUGUUACUCUGUCUGUAUCAUAUAGAAAUUUUUUUGUUUGUUUUGUUUUGGAUUCUCUCUGUGAUGCCAGUUCCCAGUUUAACACGAGCUUUAUCUGUCCAAUUCCGCAAGGUCUCUUUUGGAAAUCCUUUUGUUUUGUCUUGUUUCGGUUUUUUAAUUAUAUUGCUUGGUCAUAGUGCAAUUUCUCUCUCCUCCUUCCCACCCACUAAAAAGUUUUAUAAAUUCAUUUUCUUGUAUUUUUUCUAAAUGUUUCUAGAGACUUUUCAGUGCGAGGUUGCCUCCUCCCCUUGCCUGGGGCCAAUGAGGGGACCCCGUGGCCCCGCUGGGAUCCCCAGCCCUGCCAGCGCCGGCCUCGUGCUCGCAGAGCCCCAACACCCGCCCCGGGGAGCUGCGGGAGCGACGUCAGCACGCGGGAACCCCUGCGUGACCCCCAGCCCACGCGUGGCCUUCCCAGCGAGCAACAGAGAGGGGCCGGGCUGGGCAUGAGGAAAACACUUCAAACUUAGCAUUGAGCGGGUUUCUUUUUUAUUUUUAAUAAAAAGCUUUUUUAAGUGGUGAAGAUGGCCAAAGUUUCAUACAAUUGAGAAUAAAGAGAGGCGUCAGGGGUGUGUGGGGCCGCCCGGGGCUGGCAGGGGACAAGGGGGGCGGACACAGCCGGCACGCUCGCUGAAAUAUAUUUUGCUUUAAGAAAAAAUUAAACUUUUAAAUGGAAGCAGAAAUUGGGGUUGGUUGGUUGGUUGGUUGGUUGGUCGGUUGGUUGGUUGGUUGGUCGGUCAGUUGGUCGGCACUGAUACUGCCCACUGUGAAACAAAGCUUUGACUAUUUUUUCGUUUUUAUUUGGGGGGGCAAGUUUGGGUAGAACAGAAAGCAUAAAUGAGGUGAAGAGGGUUAUGAACAGCCUUUGCAAUGUACAAAAACUAGAGCAAGUGAAACCAAAAAUGAUGUUCUUGGUGUUUUUCUAUACUGUAGUCUUGUUAGCUUUUUUGUUACUGUAACAAUGCUGAUCUCGAACUGUACCAAAAUACAUGAGACUGACAGAAACAAACCACAUGGAACUUUCAAAACUUUAAAAAACUGUCACAAAAGACUUUGUUGUCAUAGUUGAGUUGACUGUAGAUGGUAAUUGAAUAUACUCCUUUGGAACUAUUUCAUCA
Molecule: messenger RNA, 12199 nt
Organism: Chiroxiphia lanceolata (lance-tailed manakin)
Lineage: Eukaryota; Metazoa; Chordata; Aves; Passeriformes; Pipridae
Gene: ZFHX3
Product: zinc finger homeobox 3
Biological process (GO): regulation of transcription by RNA polymerase II; brain development; regulation of neuron differentiation
Cellular component (GO): nucleus
Molecular function (GO): RNA polymerase II cis-regulatory region sequence-specific DNA binding; DNA-binding transcription factor activity, RNA polymerase II-specific; zinc ion binding
Source: RefSeq, a predicted model, not a curated record